Messenger RNA from Equus caballus (horse), 1892 nucleotides. It is a transcript of the gene PBK, whose product is annotated as PDZ binding kinase. NCBI's taxonomy places the organism in Eukaryota, Metazoa, Chordata, Mammalia, Perissodactyla, Equidae. The record is from RefSeq and is a predicted model, not a curated record. Gene Ontology annotation, biological process: peptidyl-serine phosphorylation. Gene Ontology annotation, molecular function: protein serine/threonine kinase activity; ATP binding.
CGUUUGAAAGCUCGGAGGCUUCGGGUCGCAACGACGGUUGCCGCGGUGUGCGCGCUGGCGGGGAGGGAGGCUGCCCGCGGCGCGCGUGCUGGGGCCGCUCGGACGAGUUUCCAGACGACCUCGGCCCAGAGCCCUCGUCAGCCUGGGCUCUGUCCCCGGCGUGUGGCUCCGGACCUAGAGUGAUUACUACAAUGGAAGAAGUCAGUAAUUUCAAGACACCAAGCAAACUAUCUGAAAAGAAGAAAUCUGGAUUAUCUUUAACUCCAUGUAUAAAUAUUCCUGCCUCUCCAUUUAUGCAGAAGCUUGGCUUUGGUACUGGGGUAAAUGUCUACCUUAUGAAAAGAUCUCCAAGAGGUUUAUCUUAUUCUCCUUGGGCUGUGAAAAAAAUUAAUCCUAGAUGUAAUGAUGAUUAUCAAAGUAUGUAUCUAAAGAGACUAACUGACGAAGCUAAGAUUUUGAAAAGCCUUCAUCAUCCAAACAUUGUAGGUUAUCGGGCUUUCACUGAAGCCAGUGAUGGUAGUCUCUGUCUUGCUAUGGAAUAUGGAGGUGAAAAGUCUCUAAAUGACUUAAUAGAAGAACGAAAUAAAGACAGCCGAGAUCCUUUUCCAGCAGCCAUAAUAUUAAAAGUUGCUUUGAACAUGGCAAGGGGGUUAAAGUAUCUGCACCAAGAAAAGAAACUGCUUCAUGGAGACAUAAAAUCUUCAAAUGUUGUAAUUAAAGGUGAUUUUGAAACAAUUAAAAUCUGUGAUGUAGGAGUCUCUCUACCACUGGAUGAAAAUAUGACUGUGACUGACCCCGAGGCCUGUUACAUUGGCACUGAGCCUUGGAAACCCAAGGAAGCUCUGGAGGAGAAUGGUGUUAUUACCGACAAGGCAGACAUAUUUGCCUUUGGCCUUACGCUGUGGGAAAUGAUGACUUUAUCUAUUCCACACAUUAAUCUUCCAGAUGAUGAUGAUGAUGAUGAAGAUAAAACUUUUGAUGAAAGUGACUUUGAUGAUGAAGCAUACUAUGCAGCUUUGGGAACCAGGCCACCUGUUAACAUGGAAGAACUGGAUGAAACGUACCAGAAAGUAAUUGAACUCUUCUCUGUAUGCACCAAUGAAGAUCCUAAAGAUCGUCCUUCUGCUGCACACAUCGUUGAAGCUUUGGAAAUGGAUGUCCAGUGAUCACCUCCUAUUCACUUCCUGAGCUUUGAGUAUGGCUCUUGUAAAUAACUGUUCACUGUAAUACAUUUCUAUAGUUACUAUGAUAGUCUGUAAUUAUUAGACUUUUUGGAAGUGGCCUAUUUUAGGACCAUAGCACCUUGUGACACUUGAACAACUAUUUCUGUUAUGAAGGUAUUUCAUGUAUGCUUAUGAUGUAAGCAUUUAAAGUUGUGGGUGUUCUCUGAAGUUUAAGGAACAAGCUACUUAGGUAUUUGAACUUGUUCAUACAGAUUUAAAACACCAGCAAUAAAAUGCUAUAAACACUAUUGUCUAAUGUAAAUUUGGAUGAGUAACCAUUACUUUUAUUAAUGAUCUUUCUCAAAUAUUCCCUAUUUUAAUGGAUCUUUUGAAAUUAGCACUUUGUGCAGUACAAAAUAAGUCUACAUUUGCUUAUCUUUUAAAACAUUAAACCUUUUGCUGGCCUUUCUUGGCUGAUUUGCUUAUUAAAUAUGGUCACUGGAAACUGAGAGAAUUUGACUCGAGUAGUUCCUUGGGUAUUUCCAAGCAUUUUGACUUAAUGCUUGUCUUGCUCUCUUUGAUUUUUACUUUAAUUUAUUAAAUGUAUUUUCUGUACUGAAAUCCCUUUUUUAUUUACUAAUCUAUAUCUUAAGGAUUUUGCAGUUCUGGUUUAAAAAUAAUAAAACUCUAAUAGGAUGAUAUGGAAUAAAGGGCACUUUAUUACCAGAA